Messenger RNA from Zingiber officinale, 1407 nucleotides. RefSeq names its product transcription factor VIP1-like. The coding region runs from base 114 to 1118 and encodes 334 amino acids. Gene Ontology annotation, molecular function: DNA-binding transcription factor activity. The record is from RefSeq and is a predicted model, not a curated record. The transcript has 4 exons. Gene Ontology annotation, cellular component: nucleus. NCBI's taxonomy places the organism in Eukaryota, Viridiplantae, Streptophyta, Magnoliopsida, Zingiberales, Zingiberaceae. Gene Ontology annotation, biological process: regulation of DNA-templated transcription.
ACUUCGCCCGUCGGGUGCGGCGUAUUCCUUUGACUGAGGACGCGUUUCCGCCUGCCAUGUCUUUGUUUCUUUGACAAGCGGCGUCCGUCACUCCGACUGGUAGGUGCGCGGCCAUGGAGACGGGAGGUCCACCGCUGGCGCCUUCGGCCUUCGGCCACCGCUUCGGGCAGAUCCCUAUGCCGAACCCUCGCAGCGGCGGCGGCGGCGGCGGAGGAGCUCACCGUCGGGCCAUCUCCGAGACUUUCCUCAGCCUCCCCGACGACCUGCUCUUCGACACCGACCCAGACUUCGGGGUUUCCGACUUGGACUUCCCCUCCCUCUCGGACGACAACGUGUCAGGAGGCUGCGAGGCGGGCAGCUCCGGAGCGCUCAUAGCGGAGCAUGGAGCGGUGGAUCACCCGGCGGCGCCGUCGACGAGGCCGGUCCCGGGGGCUCACCUGAGGAGCUUGUCGGUGGAUACCGCGCUCUUCGAGGGGCUGGGGUUCCAGGCCGGUGGCAGCUACGAAGGGGGACAAGAAAGGAAAGGGCACCAUCGGCGGAGCGGCUCCAUGGAUGGGUCGAUCUCGUCAUUCGAGGAAGACUCGGCGUCGCUUCUAUCAGAUUAUGCGAAGAAGGCCAUGCCGGCUGAUAAGCUCGCGGAGCUGGCCCUCCUCGACCCCAGAAGGGCAAAAAGGAUCCUUGCGAACAGACAAUCUGCUGCGCGUUCUAAGGAAAGGAAAGUCCGUUACACAGGUGAACUUGAACGGAAGGUGCAAACACUUCAGACUGAGGCAACUACACUAUCUGCACAGCUCACGGUUUUUCAGAGAGAUACCACUGAUUUGACCACUGAGAAUAGGGAGCUCAAGUUGCGGUUGCAGGCUAUGGAACAACAGGCUCAACUUCGUGAUGCUUUGAAUGAAGCUUUAAGAGAAGAAGUGCAGCGGCUUAGGAUAGCAACUGGACAAGUUCCAAAUGCAAGCGGAGAUCACUUCAAUGGAGUGUUUCAGCAGUCUAUAUCAAACUACUAUUCUCACUCACAGCAGCUUCCUCCCAUACAUCCAUCGAAAACUCAAAGUUCCUGCAAUGGUCAGACACCGAGUGUCCAUUCUCCAAACGAUCCGAUGGACUUCAUGUGAUGUGAUGCCAAUUCAAUGAUAUGAUGUAAGAAAUAAUGCCUUCACAAGCCUACGUGCAGGUAAUUGACUCGAAGGGCACUUAUGUUGGCUGUAACUUGUAGCAAUUAGGAGUUGAUGGAUUUUGUAUCAUUAAAUUACAAACUAAUGUCUGUAAGGGAAUGAAUGACCUUCUCUGGUGGGUUUCACUCUGUACAGAGUUAAUAAUGAAAAUACCUGUCUACCUACAUGGUGAAUGUGUAAUAUGAAUAUCCUCAUAUAUUCUUUGAAGAUGUGUAAUUUGCACGUGUCA